AUUGGGAAGGCAGUACUAGAAGAGGUAAGCCCGCAUGCUGCUGCGAUGAUCCAAGAUGGCGCCGGAGCUCUGCUGUGUGAAGAAGACGACCCGCUCAUCAGGAACCGGCCAGAGCUGGUCUGGGACCUGACGUCAUCCUACGCCGUGGAGACAAUCCUGAACCAUCUCCUGUCGCGUGGCCACAUCAGUGAAGAGGAAUGUGGCAUCAUCAGGGCCAAGAGAACACCUCAUGACAAGGCAAGGGAGCUGCUGGACAUCGUUCGGCGGAAGGGCGCGGCUGCACGUCAGGUGUUCAGGGAAGCCCUGGAGGAGGUCGCCCCGCAUCUGGCAGAGAUGGUGGUGUGAGAUGUUCCUAUUGUAACUUUGCUCGUGGGGGCGAAAAU
This is a messenger RNA of Branchiostoma belcheri (Belcher's lancelet), 383 nucleotides long. Its product is annotated as putative inhibitor of apoptosis. The annotation marks the transcript as partial. The record is from RefSeq and is a predicted model, not a curated record. Gene Ontology annotation, molecular function: death domain binding; protease binding. NCBI's taxonomy places the organism in Eukaryota, Metazoa, Chordata, Leptocardii, Amphioxiformes, Branchiostomatidae. The transcript has a single exon. Gene Ontology annotation, biological process: regulation of apoptotic process.